GUUAGAGAAGGCGGGUUUCCCCUGAGGAGCUUCCUGCAAGCCGUCCCCUUCCUCUCGCUCGCCAUCGCGCGAUCCUCUUUCCCAAGCCCAACCCCGUCUAGAACCCUAGAGCAGGCGCAGCGGGAUGGCCAAGAAGCCCGCCGUCGCGGCCUCGACCGCCGGUGACCCAGAGGCCGAGGAACGGCGGCGCUUGCGCUCACUGGCCGUCUCCAACGGCCUCCUACAGCGCGGCGAGCCGGCAGCGCCGCGGGCGGCGCUCCCCACCUCCGGCGCCGUGACGCGGCUGCAGGGGCGCGACAUCGUGCGGCGAGGCCACCGCAAAAGCCGCUUCCUCUUCUCAUUUCCCGGCCUCCUCGCGCCCGCCGCCUCGGGCGGCCGCAUCGGGGAGCUCGCCGACCUGGGGACCAAGAACCCCGUCCUCUACCUCGAGUUUCCACAUGGGAGGAUGAAGCUGCUGGGGACGCACGUGUACCCUAAGAACAAGUACCUGACGCUGCAGAUGACGAAGUCCGUCAAAGGCGUCGCCUGCGAGGACGUCUUCGAGAGCAUGAUUGUGUUUUCUGAAGCCUGGUGGAUCGGGACGAAAGAAGAGAAUCCUGAAGAACUGAAACUUGAGUUUCCAGAAGAUAUGCAGAAGGAUGGAGCUGCGGAAGAUUUUGAUUUUAAAGGUGGAGCUGGCGCUGCCAGUGGUGAAGUAAUCACAGGCAAUAAACCUGGAAAGCAGACCAGAGAACAUGGAAAAGAGAUCAAAGAACCCCUUACGCCAGAGGAUGAAUCCGAUGCUGAUUCUUUUGAUUCAGAUCGGAUGGACGAGAACGGUACACAGACUACAAGUGAAACACCUGUUAGAAAAUCCGCUAGAACUGCUGGGAAAGAUUACAAAUACUCGGAGUUACUUGAUGGAGGAGAUUCAACUGACAGUGACAAUGAGAUCGAGGGCACUGAGGACUUGGAUGAGAAGAUAAAGAUUCCAGAAAUUAAGGAAGAAAUCCCAAGUGAGGACAUCAAACCUGAAGAUUCUUCAGCACAAUCUCUUCCUAUCAAGAAGGAACCACUUGUUCAGGCUACUUUGUCUACCAUGUUCAAAAAAGCAGAAGAAAAAAAGAGAUCUACAAGUAGUCCUAAAGGAUCUCCAGCUACAAAAGGUCCUGUGGCUAAGAAGCAGCGGGCAAUUCCAAAGGAAAAACAGUCCGUAGUGCAGAAGGAAGCAAGUGCAUCUCGCAAAAAGCAAAAACCAAAGGUAGAAGAUGAAGUUCAAGAGAUCUCCGAUUGCUCCGAGGAUGAAAAUAUGGAUGAUGAUGAUGGUGAUGAUAGUGACGAGGACUGGGCUGAGUAAGGAUCGUAGACGAACAGUCGUACUCCAUAGUAUGCCAUGCAUGGUGUGUUUGCCCUUGGCCGAGCAAUGGCCCUUUGUUGAUGUAGAAAGUUUAGACCAUGUUUAACUCCAAUAUGUAGUUCUGUACUACCUCCAUUCCAAUGAAUAAGGCUUAUAUUGCUUUUCCUAAAAAUCAGACUAUGUAAAAUUUGACCAAGUUUUUAGAAAAAAAAUCAUUAACAUGUGCAAUACAAAAUCAAUAGUGUUAGAUAUGUCAUGAAAUAUAUUUUCAUGUAAUAUCUAUAUAAUUUUAUGAUUGUUGAUAGUUUUUUCUAAAAGUUUGGUCAAACUUUACUUCUCUUGACUUAAAAAAAGCCUUAUUCAUUGGAAUGACAGUGGUAUUACAUCAUAUUAGUAGAAACUGGUUAUCAUUAGAUUAUUAUUUUAUUUGAGUUGUUGUAAUAGAAGUAAAAAAGAAUUAAUGAGAUAAUGUGCACUUCUUGUUUGUGCUUGUAUGACA
This is a messenger RNA of Lolium perenne, 1835 nucleotides long. Its product is annotated as DNA-binding protein RHL1. Gene Ontology annotation, biological process: DNA endoreduplication. NCBI's taxonomy places the organism in Eukaryota, Viridiplantae, Streptophyta, Magnoliopsida, Poales, Poaceae. Gene Ontology annotation, molecular function: DNA binding. The record is from RefSeq and is a predicted model, not a curated record.